Diaporthe batatas is the source of this 2235-nucleotide messenger RNA. RefSeq lists its product as uncharacterized. Gene Ontology annotation, biological process: DNA-templated transcription. NCBI's taxonomy places the organism in Eukaryota, Fungi, Ascomycota, Sordariomycetes, Diaporthales, Diaporthaceae. The transcript has 6 exons. Gene Ontology annotation, molecular function: DNA binding; zinc ion binding. Bases 1 to 2235 code for a protein of 744 amino acids. The record is from RefSeq and is a predicted model, not a curated record.
AUGGAUGGCGAUCUUGAAUGCAUAGAGCUUCAAGUUGAUCACAUGCGAACCCGAGGUCUGGAGUGCGUCUAUCUCGCCGAACACGCCGAGACACAGUUCCAGGCCCUCAAGCGCAGGCACGACGAGUCGCAGCAGGAGAACGUGGUCUACAAGGAGCUGUACCAGCUCCUCGUCACGGUGAGCGAGGCAGAGGCCCUCGACAUCCUGCAGCGCCUGCGGGCUGGGACCGACGUUGAGACGGCGGUGCGCCUCGCGCAGGAGGGCGACCUGCUCCUGCAGCUCGCGUUGAAGCCGGAGUCGCGGUCCAGGUACCAGUUUCCUUACCUACCCUUCAUGCCCGGCCCCCUGCAGACCUCUGACAAUCCGUAUCUGGAGUCCAUGCUGUACGAGGGAGCUCUCAAGGGCUUCGACCAGCCUCCGGCUCUCGACCGGCAGCAGUCAACAUUAACAUCAGCAUCAACAUCCACCGGCGAGGCAGAGACGCGGCCCGACCACAGUCAAAGCCACAGCCACAUGUUCCUGAAGCCCUACCACGCCGCGGAGCUCGUGGACGACCGUCUAGCCACGGCCAGAGCCUCCAAUUGGACCACGGUGACGACCGACGACAACCUGUUCAGGCGGCUCCUGCGGGCGUACCUCGCCCACGAGUAUUGCGUGGCGCCUGCGUUUCAAAAGGACUACUUCCUGUACGACCUGGCCCGAGGAAAGGGUCCCUUGUGCUCGCCGCUGCUCGUGAACUCGGUCAUGGCGGUAGGAAGUCACUGCCACCGAGACAACGCCCUGCGGUCACAGCUGUGGAACCCCGAAAAUAUCGGCUACAGGUUUCUGACGGAGGCGAGGCGGCUGUGGGAGCUGGAGGAUCUUGAAAAUGUCAAGCUGACCACGUUACAAGCGUCAAUACUCUUGAGUCUGGCUUACAACAGCCAUGGGAUGGACAAGAUCGGAGACAUCUUCAUCCGGCACGCUGUAUCGAUGGCCAGGAAAAUGAGCCUCUUCAGGCCCGAACCACCCCACAAGAACAGCAGGACCCAAAGGGCGCUUGAGUUCACGGCGUGGGCCUUCUUCAACUUCCAAACUGCUGCAGGAUACUACUUCAUGCGGCGGCCGUGGCUCAGCGACCCGCCCGAGGUGGCGCUGCCGGACCCGGACCAGGACCCGGGGUGGUACGGCGAGUUCGCGCUCGAGUACCCGUCGGCGCCGGGCCCGACCCCGAUGCGCUGGCCGCACACGUUCCGGGCCAUGUGCGGGCUGCGCGUCAUCAUGAACCAGGUCGCGCACGAGGCUUUCCGGGACGACGACGACGACCACCACAACCACCACCCGCCGCAGGCGUCGGUCGCGGGGUUGCCGCGGCACAGGGCGCUGGGGAUACAGGCGCGGCUGAGGGAGUGGUACGCGGGCCUGCCUGAGCCCUUGCGGCCCAGGAUGGCCGUCUUGCCGAGCCAUCUGAGGCUUCACCUCGAGCACUUCGCGAUACACCUGACCCUAUCCACGACAGUGAUAGAAGAACAGGCAGAGAUCCACUCCUCGAUAGACCUGGGGCCCUCCGCCGCCGCCACCACCACCAACAAUGACCCCGACAACGACGACGGCGACGACAACACCAACACCAACACCAACACCACCACCAACACCAACACCAACACCACCACCAACAAAACCACCACCGGCUCCCCCGCCGUGGUGGCCCGCACGGGCCCAGAGGCGAUGCGCAACCUCGAGACGGUCGCCCGGCUGUACUACCUGCGCCACGGGUUCGAGGCCUGCGACAGCUCGCUGGCGUACUCGCUCUCCCUGCUGGCGAGCGUCUCGCUGCGCGCGCUCGGGGGCGGCAGCGGCGGCGACGGCGGGCGGCUCGCCGCGGGGGGCGGGCGGCCCGAGGUGCUGCGGUCGACGCUGGUGCUCGCCAUGAAGGGCCUCCACGAGCAGGGCCGCCACACGCACGUGUGCAGGGUGCUGUUCAGGCUGCUCGCCGACCGCAUGGGGCCCGCCGAGGCGGCCAUCCUGGGGCGGUUUGUGGGCUCCUCGGCGGGGGAGGGGAAGGGGGCCGGGGCCGGGGCCGGGGCUGAAGCUGACGCUGACCUGGUGCUGCGCACGCGGUCGAGGUUCCCUGUGCCUGUGGUCAAGAAGGGGGAGGAUCUCAACGGGGCCGUGCUGGACAACCUGGUCCAGAAGUACCGAGCUGUCACGCUGGAAAGUGGCGGCAGCAGCCUGGGUGGGCCUGGCCAUGGGUAG